AUCAAAGAGAAGAAAACAAACAGUAGACGAAGAGAGAAAGCAGAGGCACUCUUUACCUCUUCUUCUCUUUCGUCUACUCUCCGCAAUCAAACAAAAUCAAAUUAAAAAAAAGGAAACCCCAGAUCUCUCCUUCCUCUUACAUUUAAAGACUUUAAAAAGUCGAGUUAUUAUGUACAAGGAGGGUCGGAGUAGUGGAAGCAGCAUAAUAAUGGGCGGUGGCGGAUCAUCGAGAUCGGAGCUUCUCGGCGGAGCUACUGAUCGGAAACGAAUCAACGAAGCUUUAGACAAACAUCUCAGAAAGUCUUCACCUUCCACUUCUAAAGACAGAGAUUCGUUCCCUUCGACCUCAACUACUGCUAAAUCUCAACUUCAAGAAGGAGUUGAAUCUGAAACGGAUAGUGAAGGAUCGGAUGUGAGUGGGUCAGAAGGUGAAACGUCGUGGAUCUCGUGGUUUUGUAACUUGAGAGGGAAUGAGUUUUUCUGUGAAGUGGAUGAGGAUUAUGUACAGGAUGAUUUCAAUCUCUGUGGGUUGAGUGGUCAAGUUCCUUAUUAUGAUUAUGCACUUGAUCUCAUCUUAGAUGUUGAAUCCUCAAACAGUGAUAUGUUUACUGAAGAACAGAAUGAGUUAGUGGAAUCAGCUGCGGAAAUGUUAUAUGGACUUAUUCAUGUUCGUUACAUUCUCACUACUAAAGGACUAACUGCUAUGUUGGAGAAGUAUAAGAACUAUGAUUUCGGGAGAUGCCCGAGAGUGUUCUGCUGCGGUCAGUCUUGUCUUCCUGUUGGGCAAUCCGAUAUCCCUAGGUCGAGCACGGUGAAGAUAUACUGCCCUAAAUGCGAGGAUCUUUACUACCCUCGAUCUAAAUACCAAGGCAACAUUGAUGGAGCUUAUUUUGGGACUACAUUCCCACAUUUGUUCCUCAUGGCCCAUGGGAACAUGAAACCGCAGAAGCCGAGUCAAAGCUAUGUUCCUAAAAUCUUUGGUUUUAAGGUACACAAGAAGCAAUGAGUUUAUAACACAAUCUCGGUGGCUCAGCCCUUCUUCUUGAUGGUGAUUGGAGGAUGAGAAGAGCUCUUAUGAGAAAAAACGUCUUGAAGAGUUGAGCUUUCUGUAUGUAAUCUUGGAAGAAACUGAUCUGAUGUACGGCAGGCCUUUCUUUGGCUGUGUUGGGACUUGGGAGAGAAACGAAAACAUGAGGGUUCUGGAAAUUCAUUUACCUGUUGGGAUUCAAGUUAAAUCAUUCACUGAUAUGGUUUUGAUUUUGCAUUAACUGUUAAUUGUGUGUUGUUUACCUGUUGAUUGUACGCAACUAACAUGUCUCACCAAUAUUAAACUCUGUUUAUUCUGAUA
Molecule: messenger RNA, 1348 nt
Organism: Raphanus sativus (radish)
Lineage: Eukaryota; Viridiplantae; Streptophyta; Magnoliopsida; Brassicales; Brassicaceae
Product: putative casein kinase II subunit beta-4
Exons: 5
Coding region: 170-1006 (278 amino acids)
Cellular component (GO): protein kinase CK2 complex; cytoplasm
Molecular function (GO): protein kinase regulator activity
Source: RefSeq, a predicted model, not a curated record